This is a messenger RNA of Tupaia belangeri chinensis (Chinese tree shrew), 1172 nucleotides long. It is a transcript of the gene STRA8, whose product is annotated as stimulated by retinoic acid 8. The record is from RefSeq and is a predicted model, not a curated record. Gene Ontology annotation, cellular component: nucleus. Gene Ontology annotation, molecular function: protein dimerization activity. The transcript has 9 exons. NCBI's taxonomy places the organism in Eukaryota, Metazoa, Chordata, Mammalia, Scandentia, Tupaiidae. Gene Ontology annotation, biological process: activation of meiosis; cellular response to retinoic acid; oogenesis. The coding region runs from base 126 to 1172 and encodes 348 amino acids.
GAGUUGUGGUCUCCACUUGGGCGUGAGAAGCCCAUGACUGCUGUGAGGGCUUGGGGCAGCCUCCCGCAUGUCCCAGGAGUGGGGACGUAGUGUGCACCGGUGCCCACUUUCCUCCGUGGCUUAUAAUGGCAACCUCUGGAGAAGGCAGCAACUCCCGUGGCAUAAUGACGCCCCAACCACCAGCGCAACUACAGGAGCUCGAGCCGAGGGUGGCCCGCAGACGCCUGUCCCAGGCCCGCCACCGAGCCACCCUGGCAGGGCUCUUCAGUAACCUCAGGAAGAUUGUUUACUCCCCCUCUGACCUCACAGCUUCAAAGUGGCAUGUACUGAAUAGGGCGAAGGAUCGUAUUGAGGAAAUGGAACAAACCCUGGAUAAUUUGCUGAAGCUUAAAGAGGCCUUGAACCUGGAGGAUGGGAAUGCAAGCAGCCUAGAGGAGGUCAAGAAAGAAUAUGUCAACUUGUGCUCCAGAAAUGACAGCCUGGUCUUUAACAGGUUUCUUGAGAGUGGUUCUGUCCCCUGGUACCCAAGGGAGGCAGUCGGAAAGAAUGAGGAGGAAGAGGAAGAUGAGGAUGAGGAAGAGGAAGAUCAAGAGGAAGAGGAAGAAGAGGAGGAGGAGGAGGAGGAAGAAGAGAAAAAAGUGGAGCUCUUACACUCCCCAGUCACUUUGUCACCAGACCUCAUGGAAUUUGAACGGUAUCUCAACUUUUACAAGCAGACGAUGGACCUUCUGACGGGGAAUGGGAUCAUCUCUUCUCAGGAAGUGACGCUUCCCAUCGUCUCCGCGGCCAUCUCCCACCUGUGGCAGAACCUCUCUGAGGAGAAGAAGGCCAGCCUCCUCCAGAUCUGGGCACAGAAGCAGCGUGGCCUCCUGAUCCUUGAGGGGGAGCCAGCUUGCGCCGAGGGCAGCAUGAAGGACAGUGGUGUCGACAGCCAAGGGGCCAGCUGCUCACUGGUCUCCACCCCGGAGGAGAUCCUCUUUGAAGAUGCCUUUGAUGUUGCAAGUUUCCUGGACAAAAGUGAGGCUCCGAGUACGUCUAGCCCCAGUUCCAUGUUUGCCAACUGCAACCCAGAAAACCCGGAGGAAAAGUUUCAGCUCUACAUGCAGAUCAUUGAGUUUUUUAAAGGCCUGUGCUCUGUUACCACUCAGGUGAAACAGGUGGCUAUUCCAUAA